This is a messenger RNA of Emiliania huxleyi CCMP1516, 1305 nucleotides long. RefSeq lists its product as hypothetical. NCBI's taxonomy places the organism in Eukaryota, Haptophyta, Isochrysidales, Noelaerhabdaceae. The coding region runs from base 1 to 1305 and encodes 434 amino acids. Gene Ontology annotation, biological process: biosynthetic process. The record is from RefSeq and is a predicted model, not a curated record. The transcript is spliced from 5 exons.
AUGCUUGCUCGCGGCCGUCGAGGCUACCAGACGAGCGCAAAGGCGCUCAACUACUGCGUCGAGCUCGUCCAGGAGCGCGACGUCGAGCGCUACCUCUGCAACCUCUCCGCGCCGGCCGCCGUGCGCCCUGCGCUCUUCGCGCUGCACGCCUUCAACCUCGAGACGGCCCGCGUGCGCUCCUCGACACGCGAGCCUCAGAUUGCGCGCAUGCGCUUCGUCUGGUGGCGCAGCACCGUGACGGCGGCGCUGCGCGGCGAGCCGCCCGACAACCCCGUCGCGCAGGCGCUCGCCGGCGCCGCCGCCGGCGCCUCCUACAUCCCCGCCGACGUGGCGCAGCGGCACGGCGCUUCGCUCAAGCAACUCCUCUCCGGCCGGCCGAGCGCCCCGCUCUGCGACGCCGCGGCCGAGCUGGCGCACGAGGCGACCACCCACCUCCUCGCCGCGCGCGCGCUGGCGCCGGACCUCUCCCCGCAAGCGCGCGCGCUGCUGCAGCCCGCGGUAGUCGCGGAGCUGGUGCUGCAGCGGCUGCAGGCGCACGGCUACAACGUCUUUGCACCCGAGCUGCGGGAGCCGCUCGGGCUGCGGCUGCGGACCGCGCUCGUUUGGAACGCGGCGCGGAGAGCGCCCUGGUGGUCGACGGUGACGAGCUUGCCGCUGCUCGUGAAUGGCGGCGCGGACCACACUGCGACCCCGAACGCGUUCGCGGCGCUCACCGUCGAGCGGGCGCGGGCUCUGCUGCGCGGCGGCGCGGACUCUUCGGCCGGCGAGCCGUCGGCCCUCGAGCGGGCGCGCGUCUUCUGCUCGUGGGGCGAGUCGGAUCCGACCGCUGCGGCCGCCGGCUCCACCGUCGCGAUCCACUCUCUGGUCUCGCGGCCCUCGAUGAACGGCGAGGUCGGCGUCGUCGUCUCCGCGAGCGCUUCGACGGGACGCUUCGGCGUGCGCGUGACGGGCGAGGCCAAGGCCCUCGCACUGAGGCGCGCUAUGGCCUCUCCCCCACUCGCCGGAUCCUCUCUUUGGACACGCCCCACGCCUCUGCCCUUCCUCAGGCCGGCCAACCUGGAGCCAGCGGCCGCGGCGGUGGAGGUGGGCAGGCUCAUCCUCAAGGCGGCGGAGUGGUCGCCGCAGUCCCACGAGCUCUUCCCGGAGGCGGCUCGCAAGUGGGCGGUCGAGGUGAUGCGGCUGGGCUACCUGAUCGCGUGGGACGAGGAGCGGUUUGAGGGCGAGGGGGCGGCGCCGGGGCUGGUGGACCUCUGGCGCACACACGUGCUGCCGCACGCGGUCCAGGCAGGUGAAGCUGGUCGAUGA